Messenger RNA from Chanos chanos (milkfish), 543 nucleotides. RefSeq names its product regulator of G protein signaling 5b (gene rgs5b). The record is from RefSeq and is a predicted model, not a curated record. The transcript has 5 exons. Lineage: Eukaryota; Metazoa; Chordata; Actinopteri; Gonorynchiformes; Chanidae. Bases 1 to 543 code for a protein of 180 amino acids.
AUGAUCAUGUGCAGAGGACUGGAAUCACUUCCAAGCAUGUGUUUAGAGAGGGCCAAAGAACUUAAGGCUCGAUUUGGGAGUCUUCUCCUGAAGCAGGAGCUUAGUCUUACAGGUCACUUACAGAAACCUGACAAACUCAGACUGACAGUGGAGGACUCACUGAGAUGGAGGGAAUCUUUUCAGAGCCUUCUGGCCAGUAAACAGGGACUGUAUGCUUUCCGAGCCUUCCUUCUGUCUGAGUACAGUGAGGAAAACAUAGCAUUCUAUCUGGCCUGUGAGGACUAUAAGAAUACAAAGACCUCCUCCAAGCUGUGUGCCAAGGCCAAGCAGAUCUAUGAGGAGUUCAUUGGCUGUGACGCACCUAGAGAGGUUAAUCUUGAUCAUGAAACCAAAAGCAUCACUAAAAAGAAUGUGGAGAAUCCCACGUUCUCCUGCUUUGACCUGGCACAGAGCAAGAUCUAUGCGCUGAUGGAGAAAGACUGCUAUCCCCGUUUUCUCAAGUCCGCAUCCUACCAGGAGCUCAGCGGACGGCUCGCGGGCUAA